AUGAUUUCCUACAAGAUCAAGACUUGUAACACUGCGUCGAAAGCUGCUACUCAAACCGCUACAGACAUAUUACACGACGUUUUCCCCUUCGUUCGAGUCUAUAAGAAUGGUACAAUCAUCCGAUACCUUCCCGAAGAACUCGUCCCGCCGUCGACGGAUCCAACGGCUAGGGUUCGAUCCAAAGACGUGACCAUCGAUCACCACCGUAACAUCUCCGCCAGGAUUUUUGUACCAGAGAACCUUAAGUUGCGGCAGAACCUCCCCAUCCUCGUCUACUACCACGGUGGCGGGUUCACGACCGGAUCGGCCUUUUCUAAGACAUAUAAUACCUACCUAACUUCCCUAGUUUCCAAAGCCAAGAUCGUCGCCGUGUCGGUGAACUACCGGUUGGCCCCCGAACACGAUCUCCCAAUAGGGUACGACGAUGCAUGGUAUGCACUCAAGUGGGUAUUUUCUCACUCCCGUUCCCUCGGUGGCAACGGGUCCGAGCCGUGGUUACGAAAAAAUGUAGAUUUCGGAAAGGGUUUUGUAGGCGGGGAUAGCGCCGGAGGCAAUAUUGCACAUAAUGUAGUUUUGCGGGCCGGAUUGGAGAAGAAAAGCGGGAUUGUUCUAAAAGGUCUGUUUUUGAAUUGUCCGAACUUUUGGGGAAGUACUCGAAUCGGAGAAGAAGAAAAGAAACCCUUCGAAGUUGUUUUUAGGAACCGAUUAUGGUUGCUUGUGCACCCCAAUGUCCCCGCCACAUUCGACUACCCGGCAACAAAUCCGAGCCUCGAUCCGAAUAUACAUAAGUUAGGGUGUAAAAAUUUGCUUGUGUACGUUGCCGGGGAAGAUAUCCUUCGCGAUCGAGGAGAGCUUUAUGUUGACACAUUGAAUAAAAGUGCUUGGGGAGGAUCUAUUAGGUUUUUCGAUAUACCGGGGGAGGGACAUGUGUUCGAUAUAGCGAACCCGGACACGGACAAUGCCAGGAAGAUGUUACAUGAAGUAGCUUUGUUCAUUACCGAAGACAACGCUUAG
Molecule: messenger RNA, 1014 nt
Organism: Andrographis paniculata
Lineage: Eukaryota; Viridiplantae; Streptophyta; Magnoliopsida; Lamiales; Acanthaceae
Product: 2-hydroxyisoflavanone dehydratase-like
Exons: 2
Coding region: 1-1014 (337 amino acids)
Molecular function (GO): hydrolase activity
Source: RefSeq, a predicted model, not a curated record